This is a messenger RNA of Macrosiphum euphorbiae (potato aphid), 423 nucleotides long. The record is from the annotation of a GenBank genome assembly. NCBI's taxonomy places the organism in Eukaryota, Metazoa, Arthropoda, Insecta, Hemiptera, Aphididae.
AUGGAUGAUUUACAUAUCGGAGUGACAACAUCAAGAGGUACUGUUAUAUCAUAUGAUUGGAAUGGAGUCAGUGAGGAUACAGACGAUUGGCAAGAAUGUUUAGUUGUGUUUCAAUUAAAUGACCAUUGUAUGGAAACACAUUGGGAUACUAUAUUAACAAAUAUAGUCAAAAAUGAGUUUUGGGACAGUGCUAGAUACAAUGAAGAGGAUCACAAUUGUUUUUCGUUCAUAAUGGCUUUCAUAAAACAGUUCAACGUCUUCAAAUCACCGGUACAUCCUGUUGAAACUAGAGAAGACUUUGCUGAAUUGUACGUAGCUCCAACCACGUUAAAAGCUUAUAAAUACAUUUAUCUAUACAGAAAAAUAACUGAAACUGGUUUCUAUAUUUACAGCCAACCUUCGAAUGAAAUCUUAUGUACAUAA